Messenger RNA from Gadus morhua (Atlantic cod), 1366 nucleotides. Its product is annotated as trafficking regulator of GLUT4 1. The record is from RefSeq and is a predicted model, not a curated record. Lineage: Eukaryota; Metazoa; Chordata; Actinopteri; Gadiformes; Gadidae. The coding region runs from base 472 to 1134 and encodes 220 amino acids. Gene Ontology annotation, cellular component: membrane. The transcript has 5 exons.
GGGGUCCUACCCCAGCUGGCCUCAUUGCCGAGCCGUUGCAAUAGUAGGCGGGGACCUCCGUGACUCGCUGGCUUUGCACCAACACCCUCCACCUGGUGAAUAACAGCCGGACGCUCGGGUCGCUUCCACUGGAUUCAUCCGUCGUUCUCCGAACGGCGCACCGAGCCUCGAGGCGCGCACCACGUCUGACUUCCACACAGACUCCUCCGGGUCUGGGGACGACACGGGACACGCUGUAGUGGACAUGCAGAGUGGCUCUUUGGGACGUUGAUGGGUUCCCGUGUUUUUUUCCUGGGAUGACUACGGUGCCGAGGAGGAGACGGGCAUGUUUUGAGUGGAACAAGACGCACCACAUUUAGAAGGCGAACCGGGCACUGCUCGUUACCAACUGCUACGUGGCCGCUUUCAGUGGGGGAACGCAUCACAGAGGCGCCCGGAACACGAGCAUCGUCCCUGCGGGGUCGUCACAGUAUGUCCGUCGACACAAGCCCCCCAGCCCCGCCGCCACCGAGCGCAUGGCCGGGCGAGGAGGAGCCGUCGGCGUUAGACGCGCGCGGCUGUCUGGCGGCGGGAGCGAUGGUGGCUGUGCCCUGCGACGCGACCGACACGGAGGAGUCGCUCGCGGAGGAAGAUGCCAAACCCGAGCCCCCCCGCAGUGCGUCCGCUGGAGAGCUGGUCAUAGUCAUCAACGACAAGCUGGAGAACCGUGAGGCGGGGUCUCCGGUGGUCUCCUCGCCCCCCCGCCGGCAGCACUCCAUCUCCUACUCCCACCACCCCCACCACGCCAAGACGCGCAAGGGCAGCCGGGCCAGCUCCGUCGGCUACACCGCCUUCUCCCCGCGGCCCUCGCUCUCCCGCCACUCCAGCAUCGCCGUGGCCCCGCCCAUCGACAGGUCAAAGGUCAAGGACUACAUGCUGCUCAGCGUGCUGGCCUGCUUCUGCCCCGUCUGGCCCAUCAACAUCGUGGGCUUCGUCUACUCCAUCAUGUCCCGGAACAGCCUGGAGCAGGGUAACCUGGACGGGGCGGUGCGUUUGGGCCGCGUGGCCAAGCUGCUGUCGGUGGUCUCCCUGGUGGGCGGGACCCUCAUCAUCAUCGCCUGCAUCGUCAACCUGGCCAUCAACGUGAAAACCUGAAGGUGGUUCCCCCCCACAGCCAGACCUGGCCCCCCCACCCGCUCCGCACCUCGCUCCACCCUUAAACCCUCCACCACCACCACCCACAGCCAGGCCCAGCACCCGACGCCCCCCGCCCCCUCGAGGAGACCUGCUGCUGGGGUGUGGCCGGAGAGGAGCUCCCUGGAGGGGUCACAGAACAGGAUGUUGACCACAGAACUUUAGGGCAGAACCCUCCCCCCCCCCCCCCCCC